AUGGACAGCGGACUGCGCCUGUGGCAGCGCGCGUGUGUGACCCUCAAGAUGGACCUCGUGGUGUUCUCCAUCCUCAGCGUGUGCGUCAUGUUCGGGAUGUUCAUGCUCAUGUACGUGGUCAUCUGCGUGUCCCUCUGCCGAGACUCGGAGUGCUUUCAAGGCGCCAUAAAGGUUUCAAACGCGUGGAGUUCAAUACCAAAGCGCCAUAAAGGUUUCAAAAGCGUGGAGCGCCAUAAAGGUUUCAAACGCGUGGAGUUCAAUACCAAGCGCCAUAAAGGUUUCAAACGCGUGGAGUUCAAUACCAAGCGCCAUAAAGGUUUCAAACGCGUGGAGUUCAAUACCAAACGCAUAAAGGUUUUCAAACGCGUGGAGUUCAAUACCAAGCGCCAUAAAGGUUUCAAACGCGUGGAGUUCAAUACCAAGCGCCAUAAAGGUUUCAGACCCUCUUUUGUUUCAAGGGAUUCCAUAAAGAGAAAGUGCCACGGACGGGAAACUUAUUUCUCUUAUAGAAGAACUGGCUAUGCAUCUGAAGGAGAGCAACAUACCCAGGGCGGCGCCGUGCUGUCCCGUGAGCCUUCUGAAGAUUUCAACAGAAACGCACGGUCGAGUAGCGGCAGCACAAGCCUGUCUGAGAAGCACAUCGUCAACAACAACAACAACAACAACACACUGAUCAACAACAACAACAUCAACGCUGCAGUUUGCGAGAAGGAUAAUCAGCCGGUUCUCAUUAUUGGCACAGCUGGAACAAAGAGUAGCCCGACAGACAGCCAGGUGGUGACACCGUGCCAGCUGGGUGCCAGAGAUGGCAUGAGUCACCCGUCACCCACCUCUUCGCUACCAGAUCUCUCAGAGAACGGGAGUUGUGGCAGCGACCGCCUCCACCACCCGUCGAUCUCCUCCGGGGGGCCCAACCACCUGCGCCACAUCAGGUCCUCCUCCAACUGCUCUCUCUCGUCCAUUGACAACGACGAGUCGGACCUCGAGUCGUUCAGCUCGCUCGAGGUCGACAUCCCGCGGGGCGACGCCCAGGACUCGAAGCUCGCCAAAGAGCGGGACUCCAGGAGCCUCUUGGACUUCGAGGUGCUGGGCUACCACUCGCGCCGGCCAAGCUCCUCCUCGUGCGGGUUCCAGGAGGCCGAGGCGUGGCCAGCGGACGGCCUGACGCAGCUGAGCCCCCAGUGUAAUGACCUCAGCCCCGACAAGAACGCCGCCAACAACAACAACAACAUCAAUGAACUAGCGAGCAGCGGGGCGUUCGUGAAGUCGUUCUACGAUAAGCCGAAGCUCCAGCUCAGCCCCGACGCGUACGUGAACAACCGGGCCGGGGACGACAAUGGCAACGUAGCCUCUCCUGACGGGAAGAGCGCCGCCGGGGAAAUAUGUAACUCCUGCCCCUCCAGCCCCGACUCGCCCGGAUACGUAUCCGAAGACGAGAACCCCUCCGACAUCGAGCAGAAGAUGGCAGAGACCAAAGUGAAGAUGAACGAUGCAAUUCUGUCCAACGGGAAGGAGGAGCUCGCCCUCCACAGCCGCAAGAUGAAGCACUACAUCAAGCACAAGGAGCUGAAGGAGAGCUGCGGCGCCGCGGCCAACCUCAAGCACACCAACAACAACGCCCUCAAGCAGCCCAACUCGCUCAAGCUGCCCGACACCAACGACGGCGACAACCGCUACACGCAGGUGCCCGAGAGCCCCAUCGUGGACGCCUACGAGAAGGAGUGCCUGGACGUGCCCGAGAAGAUGGUGCGCGAGCUGGAGAACCAGGCCAAGGAGAGCGGCGAGGGCGGCGCGGCGGACGACUUCAUCCCGUGCAAGAAGGAGAAGAUGGAGAUCAACGAACACAAGAAGUGCCGCACGGACGAGAACGAUAACGACGACUCGGCCCCCGUCACGCCCACGGUGCAGACGCCCGUCAAGAGAGCCGAGGGCGAGGGCAACAAGGAGAACGCAGCGCCUCCUGCCUCUGUCGCAGCGCCUCCUGCAGAGAAGCCCAGCCUGGCCCGCGUGACCUUCAGCGGCGUGGACGAGGUGGUGGUCCGCAGGCACGAGAGCCCGCAGCGCCGCAGGGAGAAGGCCGCCUUCCGCAAGUCCGUCCCUCAAGCCUCCUGCGGUUCCUCGGCCAGGGCCAAGCUCGGCUCUCCUGACGGCGGUGAGUACCCGGAUGUGCUUUUGGCUAAAGACGGAGACGAGGACGAAGAUGGAGACAAAGACGAUGACGAAGAUGAAGACGAAGCUAAAGACGGAGACGAGGACGAAGAUGGAGACAAAGACGAGGACGAGGACGAAAAUGAAGACGGAGGCGAAGAUGGAGACGAGAACGAAGACGAAGACAAAGUUGAAGACGAAGACGUAAACGAAGAGGAGAUGAAGACGAAAAUCGAAAACGAAGACAAAGCUGAAGACGUGAACAUCGAAAGCACUUAUCUUCCGGACAUAGACCUGCCAACGCCAGGAUUGGCCAACACCCUCUGCCAACACCCGAGGCACCUUCCCCCGGCACCUAAUGGAUCUUUCAAGAGCGUAUUUCGCCUAUGUAUUAUUAUAAUUCGGUCGUUGAUCCUUAGCAGUGGGGUCCAGUUCUUCCGUUUUCCGAAGCCAGUUUGUCUGCGUCCAGGUGUCACACAGGAAACCUCGAGGACAUCUUCAGGACUUCAUCCGAAUAACUUCAAUAUACCAGCUGUAUGGCAGUGUUACGACAAGUGCAGGAUAACUUCAAAACAUCAUUUAAGGAUACACUUAAGACAACUUCACAUCAUCAAGACAACUGAAGACACUCGUAAUACAACUUCAAGAGACGACCUCAAACCAACUUCAAAAGGAACACCUCAAGACAACUUUUCAGAAGGACACCUCAAAACAACUUAA
Molecule: messenger RNA, 2868 nt
Organism: Penaeus vannamei (Pacific white shrimp)
Lineage: Eukaryota; Metazoa; Arthropoda; Malacostraca; Decapoda; Penaeidae
Source: RefSeq, a predicted model, not a curated record